AUGAACACAGGCAGCUCCUUUGCAAAGAGCCCCAGAAGGGAUACCAAGAAAUCAAAGAAGUGUAAGGCCUUCAAGGAUAUUUCCAAAUACUUCUCUAAGAAAGAGUGGACAAAGCUUGGAUACACAGAGAAAAUCACUUAUGUGUAUAUGAAGAGAAACUAUGACACCAUGACUAAUCUAGGUCUCAGACCUACCCUUCCAGUUUUUGUGUGUUCUGAUAAACAGGCCACUGAAUCCCAGGGGAAUAAUUCUGAUGAAGAUCUGAACCACGAGAAUCAGGUCUUCUCCAUCACAGGAUGCAAGAAACGGGGGAGGAAUGUCUGGACCAAUAGACUGAGGAAAAGAAAGAAUCUAGCAGCAUAUGAAGAGAUCAGCGAACCUGAGGAACAUGACUCACUCUGUAAGUGA
Cynocephalus volans (Philippine flying lemur) is the source of this 408-nucleotide messenger RNA. RefSeq names its product protein SSXA1-like. Gene Ontology annotation, biological process: regulation of DNA-templated transcription. The transcript is spliced from 4 exons. Gene Ontology annotation, cellular component: nucleus. Lineage: Eukaryota; Metazoa; Chordata; Mammalia; Dermoptera; Cynocephalidae. The record is from RefSeq and is a predicted model, not a curated record. Bases 1 to 408 code for a protein of 135 amino acids.